Molecule: messenger RNA, 768 nt
Organism: Oncorhynchus nerka (sockeye salmon)
Lineage: Eukaryota; Metazoa; Chordata; Actinopteri; Salmoniformes; Salmonidae
Product: ATP synthase F(0) complex subunit C3, mitochondrial-like
Exons: 5
Coding region: 156-575 (139 amino acids)
Biological process (GO): proton motive force-driven ATP synthesis; proton transmembrane transport
Molecular function (GO): proton transmembrane transporter activity
Source: RefSeq, a predicted model, not a curated record
AGUCGGUAAGAGGGAUAUGUUAGACAUUGUCCAUUGUAAAUCCUUUUUCAUCCUUCUUUAAAACAACACCUAGCACAACACAAGAGAGGGGUGCAUAUUAAAGACCCGGCUUCAAUCAAAUUUGACCGACCAGGUUAAAACAGACUAAAUUGAUCAUGUACGCCUGUGCAAAGUUCGUCUCCACGCCGGCUCUGGUCCGUGCUGGCUCCCGGGCUCUUUACAGACCCCUGUCUGCCUCUAUGCUGUCCAGGCCUGAGGUCAAUACAGAGAGAAACGUAGCCCUCAUGCCACAGAGCCCCUUCACCCAGGUAGCUCUCAGAGGCUUCCAGACCAGUGCUGUGAGCAGGGACAUUGAUACCGCUGCCAAAUUCAUUGGUGCUGGAGCCGCCACAGUCGGAGUGGCUGGAUCUGGUGCUGGAAUUGGAACAGUGUUCGGCAGUCUCAUCAUUGGAUAUGCCAGGAACCCAUCAUUGAAGCAGCAGCUCUUCUCCUACGCUAUCCUGGGAUUCGCCCUGUCUGAAGCUAUGGGCCUAUUCUGUUUGAUGGUUGCUUUCUUAAUCUUGUUUGCUAUGUAAAAAAAAUAUGUCUAUAGAAACUGUAAUUACAGAUGUGACUACAUAUUUUAUUGUGGCUACCAAAAUUGUUCCGUGUUGGUGUCAUGGAAAUGUACAUUUUCAAGUCUGUCCGACACUCUCAAAAUAACAGAAACGUGUAUUGUAAAAAAUGUAAGAAAUUACAUAAUUAAAAUGCAUGUAUUUGACUAGUUGA